GCAUUUACAGCAGGUUAAAAAGUAUGCUGAAAACAUAAGAAAACACACUCAAGCAAAAACAAAUGUGAAUAUUCACCUGAAUGUAACAUCACUUAGUAUUACUAAUACAAUCGUGUCCAACUUUACACCUGCCAGGAUGAACUGAACAUCAAUUAUAUUAUAAAGCUGCUAAGAUAUGAUAAGAUAAGCUAUGAUGCAUCACAACAAGAGGCACAUUAUAGAAGUGCAUUGGUCAACUAAAGAUUAUUCCCUGAAUCCCUCACACAUAAAUCAAAUAAUCUCACAUUAUGAAAUUGUGCCUAAUCAUACAAGGUAGAAAAUAAACUUCUGCUAAAUGAGAUCAAAAUCACUCCAAACCAUUUUCAAUCAUAUUCCACAUUCAAACACUCAUAAAACAUUUUCCUUUACACUCUAAACACUGUAAAUAAGAAUAAUGUAAAAGAAUGAGCAAACCUAUAAAGAAAUAUGUUUAAUGAGAGUUUGAAUAUGGAACAUGAAUAAAAUCCAAUGAUGUUUAGAGUGAUUUUGUCUUCAAUUUUCUCAAAAUCUGAAAUGUGAAAUUUAAGAGUAUAAUAUACAGGGACACUCUAAAUAAAAUAAUUUAAAAGAAUGAGAAAACCUAUAAAUAUGUUUAAUAAGUGUUUGAAUGUGGAACAUGAUUAAAAAUACACUGAGGCUUUUAAUUUGUUUAUGUAUUAUUGUAACGGAAACGCCUUUCUGAAGCGUCGUUACGGUUAUUUUGACCGCUCCCAGCACCCAUACCGCAAAUGCACGAUUAGACGCGCAACACAAAGAAACGUGCGGCUGGUUUGAACGUGUAUUUUUAAACUGCGGCUUAACCGCAGUCGCUUAUCUUCAUAAAACUACGGGGCGCCCCAAGGAUCAAAUCUCAGAACGUGCGUGCGUUUAUCGUUUUAUUCACUUUCAUAAAAAGAAUAAAUGAUGCAGGAGAGAAGAUAUGCAGUAAAGGUGUAUGGGGACUACAUUUAAUUUUAUAUUAAGUAAUAAAGUGGCUGUUUAACAUACGCAUGACAAAGACUUAAUAAGUAAUAUUAAAAAAACUUAACAUUUAAUCUGAACUGUCAUUCACCGCGCUUGUGGAUUUCUGCAUAAGCCCCGCCCCCUUGCGAAGCCCCGCCCUCUCGGAGGUCUCCGGGCUGCAGCGGUACGCUGUUCAUGAAACUGAUCCUGAAGAGAAAAGAACAGCAGCAGAGAUCAGCGUCAGUUCUUUCACAGGUCUGAAGAUGUUCUGUGUCAGACCUCUUGCCUGUUACCAGAAAUCAUGGGCCAUACUGAAAAUAACUCCACAAGCCAACCACAACCCAUUUUCAUAUCACUUGUUAUAUAAUAUGCCAACUGGAUUACGGUGCUAUGCACUACACACAAAUAAGUGUGAAAAUAGAAAACAAAUACAUUUCACUGGGCUUCAUAAUAGGGCUCUUCUGUCACAAUCAUUCAAUCAUCAGCAAGCUACAUUUUCUCAGGACAAUAAAAAACCUUCAAAGUCUUUUCCAUCCAGGAUAAAGCACCAAACACGACUGGCUGUAACACUAGUUAUUGGAGGUGCUAUUAUUGGCACCUGGUGGUAUGUUCAUGAGGAAAAGCAGCAGAAGCAGCAAAUGCAGCGGAUAGAGCAAUUGAGGAACGUGGCCAUCGGUCAGGGAGACUUCUGCUUGUUGGACCACACUGGUCAGCGCCGAACCAAAAAAGACUUCCUGGGGCAGUGGGUGCUCAUGUACUUUGGCUUCACACACUGUCCUGAUAUCUGUCCUGAUGAGCUGGAAAAGAUGAGCAGUGUGUUAAAGCUGCUGGAUGAGUCAAACUUGCCUGGUGUGCAGCUGCUGUUUAUAACAGUUGAUCCUGAGAGAGACGAUGUUCCUGCUAUGGCAAAGUACGUCAGAGAGUUCCACCCAAGGCUGAUUGGAUUGACAGGCACACCUGAGGAGGUAAAGGAAGCUGGACGGGCUUACAGGGUUUAUGCAAGUGCUGGACCCAAGGAUGAUGAUGGAGACUAUAUAGUGGACCACACCAUCCUUAUAUAUCUUAUUAAUCCAGAUGGCCUUUUUGUGGACUAUUACAACCAUGAAAAUGCCAUGCAGAUUGCCGAAAGCAUUCGUCAUCACAGAAAGAAUUAUGUGACGUUGUUCCCUGAGCAGUGAAAAGUCUGAUACAGGGAGAGUGUAUUACAUUUUCUUGCAAAAUAAAAUCUGGAAUUAAUAACCGGA
Silurus meridionalis is the source of this 2225-nucleotide messenger RNA. It is a transcript of the gene sco2, whose product is annotated as protein SCO2 homolog, mitochondrial. The record is from RefSeq and is a predicted model, not a curated record. Lineage: Eukaryota; Metazoa; Chordata; Actinopteri; Siluriformes; Siluridae. Gene Ontology annotation, biological process: mitochondrial respiratory chain complex IV assembly.